Molecule: messenger RNA, 4518 nt
Organism: Camelus dromedarius (Arabian camel)
Lineage: Eukaryota; Metazoa; Chordata; Mammalia; Artiodactyla; Camelidae
Gene: DLL3
Product: delta like canonical Notch ligand 3
Exons: 9
Coding region: 1-1776 (591 amino acids)
Biological process (GO): negative regulation of Notch signaling pathway; Notch signaling pathway; multicellular organism development
Cellular component (GO): plasma membrane
Molecular function (GO): calcium ion binding; Notch binding
Source: RefSeq, a predicted model, not a curated record
AUGCUUGCCCCGCAGAUGCCCCAGCUCCUGUCCCCAACGGUGAUCCUGGCACUCUUUUUCCUUCCCCAGGCACGGCCGGCCGGCGUCUUCGAGCUGCAGAUCCACUCUUUCGGGCCGGGACUAGGCCCGGGGGCUCCGCAGUCCCCUCGCAAGGCCAGGGGCCCCUGCCGCCUCUUCUUCAGGGUCUGCCUGAAGCCAGGGGUCUCCGAGGAGGCCGCCGAGUCUCCAUGCACCCUGGGCGCGGCGCUGAGCGCGCGCGGACCGGUCUAUACUGCGCAGCCCGGAGAGCCAGCGCCUGACCUGCCGCUGCCCGACGGCCUCCUGCGCGUGCCCUUCCGGGACAGCUGGCCGGGCAUCUUCUCUCUCAUCAUUGAAACCUGGAGAGAGGAGUUAGGAGAACAGAUUGGAGGGCCCGCCUGGAGCCUGCUGGCGCGGGUGGCUGGCCGGCGUCACCUGGCGGCCGGGGGCCCUUGGGCCCGAGACGUGCAGCGCGCAGGCGCCUGGGAGCUCCGCUUCUCGUACCGCGCGCGCUGCGAGCCACCGACCGUCGGGGCCGCGUGCGCGCGCCUCUGCCGUUCGCGCAGCGCCCCCUCACGGUGCGGACCGGGACUGCACCCCUGCGCGCCGGUUGAGGACGAGUGCGAGACACCGCCAGCAUGUCGAGCAGGCUGCAGCCCCGAUCACGGCUUCUGUGAGCAGCCCGAUGAAUGUCAAUGUCUGGAGGGCUGGACUGGGCCCCUCUGCACAAUCCCUGUCUCCACCACCAGCUGCCUCAGCCCCAGGGGUCCAUCCUCUGCCACUGAUGGAUGCCUCGUACCUGGGCCCGGGCCCUGUGAUGGGAACCCGUGUGCCAACGGGGGCAGCUGUAGUGAGACACUGGGGUCCUUCGAAUGCACCUGUCCCCGUGGGUUCUACGGGUUGCGGUGUGAGGUGAGCGGGGUGACAUGUGCGGAUGGACCUUGCUUCAACGGUGGCUUGUGUGUGGGAGGCGCAGACCCCGAUUCUGCCUACAUCUGCCACUGCCCACCGGGUUUCCAAGGCUCCAACUGUGAGAAGAGGGUGGACCGGUGCAGCUUGCAGCCAUGCCGGAAUGGCGGGAUCUGCCUGGAUCUGGGCCACGCCUUGCGCUGCCGCUGCCGUGCCGGCUUCGCGGGGCCGCGCUGCGAGCACGACCUGGACGACUGCGCCGGCCGCGCCUGCGCCAACGGCGGCACGUGCUUGGAGGGCGGCGGCGCGCGCCGCUGCUCCUGCGCGCUGGGCUUCGGCGGCCGCGACUGUCGCGAGCGCGCCGACCCAUGCGCUGCGCGCCCCUGCGCCCACGGCGGCCGCUGCUACGCUCACUUCUCCGGCCUCGUCUGCGCCUGCGCGCCCGGCUACAUGGGCACGCGGUGCGAAUUCCAGGUUCACCCCGACGACGCGGACGGCGGCGCAGGCGCACUGCCCGCGGCCCCCUCGGGCCCAAGGCGUGGGGACUCGCAGCUCUUCUUUUUGCCGCCGGCUUUGGGACUGCUGGUGGCCGCUGGUUUGGCGGGCGCUGCGCUCUUGCUGGUUCACGUGCGACGCCGUGGCCCUGGCCGAGAUACUGGGUCUCGCUUGCUGGCGGGGACCCCGGAGCCAUCUGUCCAAUUGCUCCCUGAUGCACUGAACAACAUGAGGACGCCCGAGGGGUCCGGGGAUGGCCCAAGCCCGUCCUCAGAUUGGACUCGCCCUGAAGAUGGAGACUCUCGUUCGAUUUACGUCGUAUCUGCUCCUUCGAUAUAUGCCCGGGAGGCCUAACCUGCCCCUUCUCUAUCAGCACCUGGAGACAGAACCUGGAUACUUUUGUAUUCUCUGCUUCAGACACUUUGGAGUUCAAGCUGGAAGGGGUGACUGGGAGGAUUUUACCAUUGGAAGUUGUACAUAAUGGUUAUUUAUAUCUUAUCUUUUUCCUCUCACCAUCUCUCCAGAGACAUCUAUAAAGGCUCUUAUUUUGAUCAACUUGGACUCAUCAAGUUGAGUACUUUCUAUGUGGUGUUGGUACUGAGGGGAGCAAUUUGGUUUCCUGAGACAGGACUCUGAUGCAGGGGUCAGAAACAAUUCAAAGUGGUUUAAAUAAACAAGAGAAUUUAUUAGUUCAUAAAAAUGAAAAUCCUGUGGUAGGUGUAGCUUCCACAGGGCUAGAUUCAAGGGCUCAGUGUUGUUCUCCAGUUGUCUCUGGGUGACUUCGUAUGUAGAUGGACUUUCACUGGCGCUGGCUUGCUACAUGACAACUUGAACUAGUAGCCAGGCAGUAUGGCUUAUUUUGAUUGGCGAGGCUUUGUCAUUUGUCUAGUGUGUGGCAGGACUUAAGGUCAGCUUGUCUAAGUCACAUGGAAUAAUGAGCAAGGGAGUGUCCUUCCCUCUACCAAAAAACAGGUUUGUUACUAGACAGAAGUACUGGACUUAGUAGGCAAACAAACAGAACCAGUGAGAGUAGAAAGAACCUAUUUCCAGGGGAAUCUGAGGUGCAGAGAGUGGAGUAAUUGCAGCAACUCCUUCGUAAUGAGAUGGAACAAAUCUUAGUAAGAUCUUGCAGAGAGGGGGUAUUUUCUUAAAUUUUGAGACUAUUCUAAGACAGUUAAUCACGCAGCUAAUACUACUUCUAUCACAGAAAAUAUAAAAAGCCUCCAUCAGCCAAUUUCCACCAGUCCUCUUUCCCCAUAUUUUCUAGCGGGGAGAAGGCUGGGACAGUGCCCACACAUUUUUGGAAAUGAGCAAAAUCCUAGAAACUGAAGAAGAGAGAACAGAGAAAAAAGUAACAAAUGGAAUGUAGCAGCAAGUGAUCAAAUGAAGGGGUUCUUUGAUUAGAACAGUAGCCAAGGGAUCCACAUAUUCUUUUAAUUCAGUCAGCAGAUACCAUAUAUACCUAUGUGUACAAAUAAAUAGCUAUGUGUACAAAGUCUCCUUUCAGGUUUCACUAUGUUGAAUUUCUAUGUCAUGAAGAUUAAAUAUAGCAUUAAAGAAAAUGGGCAUUAAAACAAAAGUAAUAUUUAAAUUGAGGUUAAAGGCAGACAUCAAAACCAGCCCAUUAUUCCUUCUAAGACAACUUGAUCUUCAGAGGCCAGUCUUUGCUGCCUUGAACAGAGUAUGCAACCUGCCGAAAGAGCAGAGCUCAAUUUAAAAGCAAAGAUGGGGGGCUGGGGGCUAGCUCAGUGGUAGAGUGCAUGCUUAGCAUGCAUGAGGUCCUGGAUUCAAUCCCCAUCCCUCCACUUAAAAAAAAAAAAAAGGAAGAUGGGAAGUUGUGUUAUGCUCAUGCUGGUUUUUUUUGAUCAAUGGCUGCUGAAGGCAGGCAGUUGCAUCCCAUGGAUUCCCCCUUUGAUGUACUUCCUGGUGUCAGUGAUGUGUCACCUGUGGCAGAGUGUUGGCACCAUCACCGUACACAUCCAUGAGUCAUUCCAGGAAUAGUACCGACUGGAUGAUCAGAGAGUGAUGACUGGAGUUCUCUGAUUCACCACUGUAAGGGAAGAGUCCUGCACCCAAGUCAGCAGGCCCUUUAAAGUGCAGGCUGUGAUCCAUGGCUUUGCCUCACGGGAUGCUGCAGGCUGAGCCCAAGGUAGCAGCUGCUGGGGCAAGAAAAACCAUCUCAGAUGGUUAGCACUCACAGGGAAGGAAAGUUAUUCUGGUCCAUAUCCCUUCCCUUUAAAGGUGAAAGGAAGCAGAGCCCCAGAGGACUAAAGUGGAAGGCAUUCCCCAAAUGGUCGUUUUUUUUUUUCUCUUUUGGCAGGGCUUUUAAUCUUUCAGGCCUAGACUUACUGCAUUUACCACAAUGACAGUAGUGAAUAAAGUACCCUAAGUGAUCACUCCAAAAAAGCAAAAAAAAAAAAAAAAAAAAAAAAAAAGACAAAAAAUCAAAAUGCCUCCAAAUGCACAGAAAUCAGACAGCCUUGGUUCAGAUUUUGGUUCUGCUACUUACUCGGCCAAGUCACAUCACCUCUCUGUGCCUUAAUUUCCUUAUCUGUAAAAUGAGACUAGUAAAAGAACCUGCUUCAGAAGGUUAUGAGUAUUAGCUAAAUUAAUAAAUACAAAGCAUUUUAUAACAGAGUCUGGCAUAUAUUAGAUGCUCACUAAAUGUUUGUUCUCAAUAUUAUGCUAAAAGAGGAAAGCCUAUUUCAAGUUCAUUUCACAGAGAAACCAACUGAAGCCUAGAGAAGAGUAGAGACUUGCCUAGCAUCACACAGGACAUUCAGGGUCUUUCUUGAUCCUCCUGGUAUUUGGGACUCAGGCCCAAGAUUUAGCACAGGAAGGUCUCUCAGGGGUCAGGAAGCACAGUGGGCCAUGACCUCUCCUCUGCUCGAAAUCUUCCAUGAAUCCAAAUAGGUCUGGAUCUGACCUAAUAGCAUGGGACCAAUGUCAAUAUCCUGGUUUUGAUAAUGUACUGUGGUUACAUAAGAUGUUGUUAUUGGGGAAAGCUGGGUGAAAGAUACAAAAGAAUUUUCUAUACUCUUCCCCAACUUCUUGCGAGUGUGAAAACUGUUUCAAAAUAAAAAGAUAAAUAUUUAU